CUUCCUCUUGUCAAUAAACGUCACACUCACGCGUGCAUGCAUUUAGUGUUUUUAUUUAUCUUUUCGUACGCGAAGUCUUUUCGCCUUGGUCGGUGGUGCUCCGAAAAUUCGUACAAUUUUACGUUUUUCCGAAGCCUGCCGCGAUGGGUGACUAUCUGGGAUCGGUCGCUCUGCCGAGCAUGAAGAUGCGCCAGCGAAAGCUCUGCCAGAUCAAGCAACAGCCACGUGCGGCACCCGUCUACAAUGAUUCCAGCAAUUUCGGCGUGCGGAUGCUGGAGAAACUGGGUUGGUCCGAGGGCAAGGGACUGGGUAAGCGCGAAGAUGGCAUGUCGGCACCUAUUCUGCCCAAGAUGAAACAGGACGCGGAAGGGUUCGGCUACGCGGGCGAGAAGGACGACCACUGGACCCAGCACGAUCAGGAUUUUAACCAGCUGUUGAAAUCGCUGAACGGCGAAGAGGCUCCUCCGGUGGAUGAGGUAGAUAUGGCCAAAAUGAAAUCACUGGAGGAGAAGUCCAAGAAUUCGCGGGCUCGGGUUCACUACAAAAAGUUUACCCGGGGCAAGGACUUGACCAGGGCCAGCGAGAAAGAUUUGGCAAACAUUUUUGGGAAGAAAACGUUGGAGGAGGUGAAUAACCAGAAAGUGGAGGUUGUAAAAGCUGUGGAAAAAUAUUCCAGUGAGGAUAAAUCAGACUCCGACGAAGGUAACAUCUUGGGACUGACAACAAUCAAAGCGACUAUGUCCUUGCAAGAUUACUUCAAAAGUAAGAUGCAAGAAAAAUUUGGCCAAGUUAAACAGACCCCUGCGGUCGAACCAGAAUCUAAUAUUGAGACAGAAGAAACAUCUUCAAAAAAGAAAUCUAAAAAAUCUAGAAAGAGCAUGGAAGGUGACAUCGAUAAAGUCGAGAUGAAUCCCACUCCCGAAGAAGUAGUUGAAGAGUCUGAAGAACCUAUCAAAAAGAAGAAAAAGAAAAAGCGGUCCAAAGUAGAUGAUGUCGACCGAGCUGAGGAAUCAAAGGCAGAGCCUAAUCAUGCAGAGGAAGAACCUGUGCAGGAGGAACCUCCUAAGAAAAAAUCUAAAAAAAGCAAGCGAUCGAAAGUUGAGCAGGAAGAGCUUGCAACCGGGGAAGAGGAUGAAAAUCCGCUCGCUUUGAGCGAAAAUAAAUCGGAACAGUUGGAUGAUAAUACAUUGGUUGAAAUCGGUGAGCCUUCACCAGAGGAACCGGUUACAAAAAAGAGCAAAAAGAAAAAGCGGAAACGUUCCGAUGAACAGGUUGACCCAACAGAACUCCAAACUCCUUUGGAUGAAGCUCCCGUGGAGGAAUUCUCCGCGGCGGAUAGUACCGGAAACAAACAGAAGAAAAAGAAGAAAUCCGACCCCAAAGAGGAGCUCACCGAAGAACAGCAGCAGCAGCAAGACGACGAAAUAACGUGUCGCGUGAAGGUUAGUGUGUUGAAACAGCUGGACGAGAGCGGCUUUCCCGGAUCUAACUUUGGAGAUAUUGUAGGCUACGGGCUGUCGAACGAGGUGAAAUUGAUCAGGCGGGAGAGCAAACAGCAGAAGCAGGCACUGGAGAAGCAUCGGUUCAUCCAGCAAAAGCAGACCUCCACGCAGCGGAAGAGACAGAUGCUGAAGAAGGUAAGUGCGUUCGAUCGAAUAUGAUGAGAGAGCUCCGGACAAGUUGUUGUAAUAUACGUCGAUAGUUAAGCUGCGCAAGAUUUCGAA
Aedes albopictus (Asian tiger mosquito) is the source of this 1724-nucleotide messenger RNA. Its product is annotated as PIN2/TERF1-interacting telomerase inhibitor 1. Gene Ontology annotation, cellular component: nucleolus. NCBI's taxonomy places the organism in Eukaryota, Metazoa, Arthropoda, Insecta, Diptera, Culicidae. The record is from RefSeq and is a predicted model, not a curated record. Gene Ontology annotation, molecular function: telomerase inhibitor activity; nucleic acid binding. Bases 144 to 1661 code for a protein of 505 amino acids. The transcript has 3 exons.